AUGUACGACUUCCACUACACCGUCGUCAAGAGGCGGUACGGUGACAAAGCCAAACUUCAAUAUACAGACACCGACUCGCUAACGUACCACAUCCAGACGACCGACUUGUACAAAGACAUCAAAGACAUGAUCGAUCUGUUCGACACCAGCGACUAUCCCGAGCCCAACCGUUACAACAUGCCUCGAGUCAACAAAAAGGUACUAGGGAAGAUGAAAGACGAGCUCAACGGCAGAAUCAUGUACGAGCACUCGAAAGGAGUCAAAAAGACAGUGAUCGAAAACCAUCUGACCUUUGACGAUUACAAACAGUGUCUGUUCGACAGAGGUGUACAGUACGGUUCGAUGAACAUGAUCCGGAGCUUUAAACACGACUUGUACAGCGUUGAACUGAACAAAAUUGUUCUGUCACCUCACGAUGACAAACGCUACAUCCAAGACGACGGCAUCGGGACUCUGCCCUGUGGACACUACAGCAUCCCCGUAGAAGUUAUGGCUGAGCUGGAAAUCCAGUCUGCUCUGUCGACACAGUGA
This is a messenger RNA of Homalodisca vitripennis (glassy-winged sharpshooter), 531 nucleotides long. RefSeq lists its product as uncharacterized. The transcript has 2 exons. The record is from RefSeq and is a predicted model, not a curated record. Bases 1 to 531 code for a protein of 176 amino acids. NCBI's taxonomy places the organism in Eukaryota, Metazoa, Arthropoda, Insecta, Hemiptera, Cicadellidae.